Colletotrichum spaethianum is the source of this 369-nucleotide messenger RNA. Its product is annotated as ATP synthase subunit alpha, mitochondrial. The record is from RefSeq and is a predicted model, not a curated record. The transcript has 3 exons. The coding region runs from base 1 to 369 and encodes 122 amino acids. NCBI's taxonomy places the organism in Eukaryota, Fungi, Ascomycota, Sordariomycetes, Glomerellales, Glomerellaceae.
AUGUUCCGCAACGCCCUCCGACAGUCGACGCGCGCCGUCGGCGCCGUCUCUGCUGCCGGCAGAGUCGCUGCCGUCCGAAAUGCCGCACCUGCCGUCUACAGCGCCACGUCGAUGCAGACUCGCACAUACGCCGACGCCAAGGCAUCCCCGACCGAGGUUUCUUCCAUCCUCGAGCAGAGAAUUCGUGGUGUCCAGGAGGAGGCUGGUCUCGCCGAGACCGGCCGCGUCCUUUCCGUCGGGCGGCACAUCUCGGCAUCGCGAGCGCCCAUCGGAAAAGCUUCAAUGCAUCAUCAGCUUGCACGAGGGUCUCGCAUGUCGUCUCUUCGACCAUGGAAAAAAGUUUUGCUGACGACGGUUGGACAACAGUGA